AUGAUUGAAGAAAUCCUAGCGGAUGAUCCUUUGGAAGUGGUCCUAAUACGAGCCGAGUCUGAGCAGAACACAUGCAACGUUGAUGCUGAUGGGUACGAAAAGAUGCUAGAUUCGUGUACAAGCAUUGAGAAGAUGGUCGCUUUCCUAAGUCUGGGGGAGACGAGCAAUCAGAUUCCACCAGAAGGAGCGACUGCUCCUAAACAAGGGAACAAAAUGGCCAGCCUGCUAGAUGAUUCCUGGAGCGAACUCAAGGCUCCAAAGAUCGAAUUAAAGUCCCUUCCUGCGGGACUUAGGUAUGCGUUUCUUGGACCUAAUUCCACAUAUCCUGUCAUUGUGAACUAUGAGCUCAACAAUGUGAAAACUGCAAAACUCUUGUGUGAAUUGAGAAAAUACCAAGCUGGUGUAAUGUAUGCAAUUUCUGAUAGCAAGUGGGUUAGUCUUGUUCGUGUAGUUCCUAAGAAAGGGAGGAUCACUGUGGUUGCUAAUGAAAAGAAUGAAUUGAUACCUACCAGGAUAAUGGAGAAGACGACUUUCACGUGUCCCUAUGGAACUUUUGCCUACAGGAGAAUGCCGUUUGGGCUGUGCAACGCUCCUGCGACAUUCCAGCGUUGCAUGAUGUCUAUUUUCACUGACCUAAUUGAGGACAUAAUGGAAGUUUUCAUGGAUGACUUUAGCGUCUAUGCGAACUCCUUUUCUGUCGGCUUGUCAAACUUGUGCAGGGUACUUCACCGGUGUGAAGAAAAGCAUCUCGUGCUGAAUUGGGAGAAGUGUCAGUUCAUGGUGCGUGAUGAAAUUGUUCUUGGUCACAAAAUAUCAGAAAAGGGGAUCGAAGUGGACAAAGCAAAGAUAGAUGUGAUGAUGAGUUUACAGCCUCCAAACUCUGUCAAAGGAAUCAGGAGUUUCCUCGGACAUGCUGGUUUCUACAGAAGGUUCCGGGUUCCUGCCCCCAGGUUCCGGGUUCCUACCCCCGGGCCUGGGUCCCUGCCUCCGGGUAUGGGUCCUACCUCUGGCUUCCAGGCAGAGUGA
Brassica oleracea var. oleracea is the source of this 1026-nucleotide messenger RNA. RefSeq lists its product as uncharacterized. The transcript is spliced from 4 exons. The record is from RefSeq and is a predicted model, not a curated record. Lineage: Eukaryota; Viridiplantae; Streptophyta; Magnoliopsida; Brassicales; Brassicaceae. The coding region runs from base 1 to 1026 and encodes 341 amino acids.